AUGUUUGCACAGAAGUCUGGGAAAGCAAAGCUCGACGAUGUUACCAGAAUACUCAACGACCUAAGGGCUGAUCUUGACAAUCCCAAGCUGUCCUCGCGACUACGAAAUCAACAGCUAGAGCAGCUCAAAGUCUACGGCCGAGACCCCAACAAUGCGGAGCCCAUAUUUACACAUGACAGCGAGAGCAUCGACGACGAGUUCCUAGUCUCGCGCAUCCUCUUCCUCACCACCUACAACACGACCCUCGACUACACAGAGCUAGUGAACGAGCACCACCUGGCAGACAACAUCAACGCCGCAAUUCAACGACAUGCAAGCCGCUACACUCAGCCGCGUCAACGAGCACAAGAACACACAGCACCCAUGGACCUGAUGGCCCUGUCAGAGACCCUCAAGCUCCUCUUCAACAUCACACACUUCCACCCAGACCUGUCGCAGUACUUCGCCGACUCGAUCCCUAACAUCUUCCACAUCCUCACUCGCCGCGACUCCCCUACGAAACCCCUUGACGCACCUGUAUCCUUCCUCGUCAACGCGCUCCUCAACCUCGUCCGAGAAGAAGGUACAGGCACCGACCAACACCCGCACGAUCCCGUCCUGCACGCCGCCGUCUUCCCCGUCUCCAACCCUCCGGGCAACGUCACGCAUCUCAUCACCACCCUCGACAGCGCGAUACACACAUAUCCCACCUCAGAACUCGACGCGACCAUCUCGCCCCUCUUCACACUACUGCGCCGCAUCUACGAAAUCGCGCCCGCAGACGUGCAAAUCGUAAUGCAAUCCAAACUGCUCCCCUCCGACACUGACCGCGCACAACCACUCGGCAAGUCCUCAUCUCUCCCCUCGCGUCUGCUCAACCUCAGCACGUCUGCCCAGACGCCCGCGCUGCGCGACUCCAUCGCCGCCUUCAUGUUCGAGCUGUCGUCCAAGGACCCAGCAAAGUACGUUCAGAACGUCGGGUACGGAUACGCUUCCGGCUUCCUGCUUUCGAAGAACAUUCCCAUGCCCGAGGGCGCGAUUCAGGAUGCGGGCGAGGGACGCAGCGGUGGUGUGCCGGUGAAUCCGAUUACAGGGCAGAGGUUGGAUAGGGAGGAACAGGUCGAGAUGCCGGAGAUGACGCUCGAGGAGAAGGAGAGGGAGGCUGAGAGGCUGUUUGUUCUAUUUGAGAGGUUGAAGAAGACGGGAGUUGUGGACGUCAAGAACCCGGUUGAGGAGGCGUACAGGAGUGGGAGGAUUGAGGAGUUGAGUGAUUCAGACUAG
This is a messenger RNA of Ascochyta rabiei, 1260 nucleotides long. RefSeq lists its product as uncharacterized. Gene Ontology annotation, molecular function: G-protein alpha-subunit binding; guanyl-nucleotide exchange factor activity. The record is from RefSeq and is a predicted model, not a curated record. Lineage: Eukaryota; Fungi; Ascomycota; Dothideomycetes; Pleosporales; Didymellaceae. Bases 1 to 1260 code for a protein of 419 amino acids. The transcript has 4 exons. Gene Ontology annotation, cellular component: cytoplasm. Gene Ontology annotation, biological process: G protein-coupled receptor signaling pathway.